Molecule: messenger RNA, 3217 nt
Organism: Dioscorea cayenensis subsp. rotundata (Guinea yam)
Lineage: Eukaryota; Viridiplantae; Streptophyta; Magnoliopsida; Dioscoreales; Dioscoreaceae
Product: alanine--tRNA ligase
Biological process (GO): tRNA modification; alanyl-tRNA aminoacylation
Cellular component (GO): chloroplast; cytoplasm; mitochondrion
Molecular function (GO): ATP binding; amino acid binding; nucleic acid binding
Source: RefSeq, a predicted model, not a curated record
UUGAGAAAAAAAUCUCAUACUGGCCUUCGUCCUCCUCCAGUCAUCCCUUCUCCGCUGCGCUAGGGUUAGGGUUUUCUCAUCGGUGGCGGCGAUGGAGUGGCCGGCGAGAAGAGUUCGGGAUACCUUCAUUUCCUACUUUGAGAGCAGGAGCCACACAAACUGGCCAUCCAGCCCUGUCGUUCCUCUUGAUGACCCUACUCUCCUCUUUGCCAACGCCGGCAUGAACCAGUUCAAGCCCAUCUUUCUCGGCACUGCUAACCCUAGCACUGGGCUUGGGAAGCUCAUUCGCGCCGCCAAUACCCAGAAGUGCAUCCGCGCUGGCGGGAAGCAUAAUGAUUUGGAUGAUGUUGGCAAGGAUACGUAUCACCAUACGUUCUUUGAGAUGUUGGGGAAUUGGUCUUUUGGGGAUUAUUUCAAGACGGAGGCUAUUGCCUGGGCUUGGGAGCUGCUCACUGUGGUUUAUAAACUGCCCACAGAUCGGCUGUAUGCAACAUAUUUUGGAGGUGAUGAAAAGGCUGGUCUUGCACCUGAUAAUGAGGCUAAGGACUUAUGGUUGAAAUACUUGCCGCCAGGUCAUGUGCUGCCUUUUGGUUGCAAGGACAACUUCUGGGAGAUGGGAGAUACUGGCCCCUGUGGCCCUUGUACUGAAAUCCAUUUUGAUCGCCUUGGUAACCGAGAUGCUGCAUCUUUGGUCAAUAAUGAUGAUCCCACAUGCAUUGAAAUUUGGAACCUUGUAUUUAUACAGUUCAAUAGGGAAAGUGAUGGCACAUUAAAGCCUUUACCUUCUAAACAUGUGGACACAGGAUUGGGAUUUGAACGUCUCACUUCUGUUCUCCAGAAGAAAAUGAGCAAUUAUGAUACUGAUGUAUUCUUGCCAAUAUUUGAAGCCAUCCAGCAGGCAACUGGUGCUCGCCCAUACUCCGGAAAAGUAGGGGCUGAUGAUGUUGAUAAAAUUGAUAUGGCUUAUAGAGUGGUGGCUGAUCACAUAAGAACACUCUCCUUUGCUAUUGCCGAUGGCUCUCGUCCAGGCAAUGAGGGGAGAGAAUAUGUAUUAAGACGCAUUUUACGAAGAGCUGUGCGGUAUGGUAGAGAAGUCUUAAAGGCACAAGAAGGAUUUUUCAGUGGGCUUGUAGGUGUUGUGGUCGAAGUGAUGGGUGAUGUUUUUCCUGAACUAAAGCAGCAUGAGAAAAAAAUCAGAGACAUUAUCGCAGAGGAGGAAGCAAGUUUUGGGAGGACAUUAGUUAAGGGAAUUGAGAAGUUUAAGAAGGCUGCUCAGGAUGUUCAGGGAAAUAAACUGAGUGGGCAGGAUGCAUUUGUUUUGUGGGAUACCUUUGGCUUCCCAAUGGAUUUGACACAGCUGAUGGCUGAAGAAAGAGGUUUAACUGUUGAUGUAGAGGGUUUUAAUAUUGCUAUGGAAGAAGCCAGAGAAAAAGCCAGGAGUGCCCGCAAUAAGUUGCUCGGUGACUCUAUUGUUAUGGAGGCGGAUGCAACAUCAGAGCUGCGAAGAAGGGGAGUGGCUGCAACAGAUGAUAGCUAUAAGUUCACUUGGUACAAGGACCACAAAAGUGUGGUAAAAGCUAUCUACACAGGGUCCGAGUUUCUAGAGACAGUCUCUCCUGGUGCUGAUGUUGGUAUUGUUCUUGAAAGUACAAGCUUUUAUGCUGAGCAAGGUGGUCAGAUAUAUGAUAUCGGGUCUCUUGAAGGAUCAUUUGGAUGUUUUCAAGUUGAUAAUGUUCAAGUGUAUGCUGGCUUCAUUGUCCACAUUGGUUCUUUUUCAAGAGGGACAGUGGCACUUUCAGUUGGUGACGAAGUAAUCUGCAAGGUUGACUUUGGAAGACGGGCACUUAUUGCUCCUAAUCACACAUGCACUCAUAUGCUAAAUUUUGCACUUCGGGAGGUACUUGGUGAUCAUGUUGAUCAGAAGGGUUCCAUUGUUCUACCUGAAAAGCUAAGAUUUGAUUUCUCUCAUGGGAAACCUAUCCACCCAGAAGACCUGAGAAAAAUUGAAUCAAUCGUGAAUCAACAGAUUAAAGAUGAAUUGGAUGUUUUUGCAACCGAGACAAAACUGGCUGAUGCAAAACUCAUUAAUGGAUUAAGAGCUGUCUUUGGUGAAGUCUAUCCUGACCCAGUUAGGGUUGUGUCCAUUGGACGGAAGGUGGAGGAAAUUCUUACCAAUCCAGAUAGCAAAGAGUGGUUGUCAAUUUCCACAGAAUUAUGUGGAGGAACACAUAUAUCAAACACACGGGAAGCAAAAGCCUUUGCGUUAUUAUCUGAGGAGGGAAUUGCGAAGGGAGUUCGUAGAGUAACUGCAGUGACAACUGAGCUUGCAUUCAAGGCAUUGGAGUUGGCUGCCUCUCUUGAUUCUGAAAUAAAAGAUGCAUCAAAAUCCGAAGGAGCAAUACUGGAGAAGAAAGUUGCAUCCCUUAAAAGCAAAACAGAUGCUGCUGCCAUUCCAGCAGCCCUGAAAGCAGAUCUUAGAGCAAAGAUCUCCCAACUCGAGGAUCAACUUAGGAAGGCGAAAAAGAAGAUUGGCGAGGAAAAUAUCCAUAAAAGCAUAAAGGCUGCAAUGGACGCAGCCGAUGCCGCUGUUUCACAAUCGAAGGCAUUCUGCCUAAUCCGUGUCAAUGUGGGUCUAGACACCACUGCAGUUCGAGAAGCCGUGCUCAAGGUCGUGGAUCAGAAGGGAUUGCCGAUUAUGAUAUUCAGCACGGAUGAGACGACGAACAAGGCGCUGGUAUGCGCAGCAGUGCCAAACAAUGGAUCGAAGGAUGGUUUGGUGGUUCUUGAGUGGCUGACUGCUACAAUGGUGCCUCUUAAAGGGAAAGGUGGUGGAGGGAAAAAUGGCAUUGCUCAAGGCCAGGGAAGUAAUGCCUCUAAUGUUCAAGAGGCCAUGGAUAUCGCGGCUAAUUUCGCGUCACUCAAGUUGAGGUAGCACACUGAAUCAGCAGAUUAAUGCUUUCUUGCUUUCUCAGAGUCUGCGCGAUUCAAUCGAUUCGGAGUACUUCGAAGAUAAACGAAGUGAUUUUAUGUCUUCGGAAAAAGAAAAAAUUAAGUUCAUUCUAGUUAUAACGAUCAAACAUCGAUCUCACAUGAACAUUUCACCACAGAUGAUAUUAUGUGUGCAUGUAAGAGAAGCUUUACUCAAGACAACAAUUUUUCACACUUGAUUUAUUUAUGCAAGUUUGGAUUGGUUUCAAUAGAAACAAUUCUUACCCCA